AUGGGCAAUGCCAUGGGCACUCAGUGCCCACCGUGGGGCUCCCAAGGAAUGCGCGAUGCCUACGAGGCGAUGGAAGCCGAUGACCGGGUGGAGCAAGAUGUGCUGAGAGACAUGGAUCCUGACUACGAGUAUGAAAGGCUCGAGCCAGCAGAUCCUGACCAGGCAGACUUUUUUAACUUUGUGGGGGCCAAUGCAAACUGGGAAAUGCACCGGGGCUUUGUGUGGGAGUAG
Symbiodinium natans is the source of this 231-nucleotide messenger RNA. The record is from the annotation of a GenBank genome assembly. NCBI's taxonomy places the organism in Eukaryota, Dinophyceae, Suessiales, Symbiodiniaceae.